Messenger RNA from Bactrocera oleae (olive fruit fly), 2047 nucleotides. It is a transcript of the gene EndoG, whose product is annotated as Endonuclease G. The record is from RefSeq and is a predicted model, not a curated record. Gene Ontology annotation, cellular component: mitochondrial inner membrane; nucleus. Gene Ontology annotation, molecular function: single-stranded DNA endonuclease activity; nucleic acid binding; RNA endonuclease activity. Gene Ontology annotation, biological process: apoptotic DNA fragmentation. NCBI's taxonomy places the organism in Eukaryota, Metazoa, Arthropoda, Insecta, Diptera, Tephritidae.
ACUCAUCACUCACAAGGAACACCAAACUUCGUAAAGAUAUAUAUAUAUAUAAUGGCACACGCUUAUUGGAAACUAAUUUCAUUGCUACCAAUGCACACACGAACACACAUUUUUGUAUAGCCACUACACAUACACGUAUACAUAUUUGAUGGGGCUUCUUGUGGGUGCACCAAACUUAUUGCUUUUAUACUGAUUUUAAUAUGCAUUUUAUUCAUUUGCAUUCAAGAGAUUGAGAUAACUAGGAAAUAAACCUUGAGCAAUCGAAAACAUUGCUUCAAUUGAAAAGAACCUCCUCCCCAUAGAGCCGGCAGCCACAAACAAAACUGGGCACAAAAUUUCAUUUCAAAGCGAACACUUUUCACCACUUCAGUUUCACAUUUAUUAACGAGAAUUCACAAAUAAAUAUCUUAAACAAAUGAAUAAAUCAUUUUAAUUUAACAAAAUUAAUCACAGCCGACGGAAGAUGCACAAAAACGAAUAGCGGAUAUCACGAACUGCUAAAAUAACCGCUAGAAUGCGCAGUUUGAGAGCCACCAGACGCUAUGCUGUCAGUGAGGCCACUAUGAAUUAUCGAUAAUUUAUAUGCCGACAAGUAUUUCAGAGAAGUGUAAAGAUAACUAAACAAUGUAGUUUCAUAAAAAAAUAGUUUUGUUUUUGAAAAAUUAACGGAAAUUAUCCAAAGUUAAGGCACGGGCAGCAUAAAUACAGACAUUCUCAUUUCAUAAAACUUUGAUUAUGCUAAUUGACACACAGUGCGCAUACAGCUGCGCGCUGUUGGAUAACCGCAAUCAGCUGUUGGCCAGCAAUUGAACUGAUAAAAGGGAAUUCACGUGGGGCACAAGUACAUAAUUCGCUUAUAUUCAAAUAACAAUUACUGCCAUAUAUGUGUACAUAAGUAGUAACAACAAGCAUGAAUAAAAAAUUGCUUAGAAAUAUAGUGGCCUGUGCGACGGCCGCUACUUGUGCCUACUACACGGGUAAAUACGUAGAACGCCAACAACUUGAAGCGCCACACACGGUGGAAAGAAAAUUUACACAGGAUGCACAGCAGAGGUUUGAAUGCCGUCCAGCACUACCCAUUUUCGGCACCGUUUCCGCUGCAGUGCCCGUGCCUGUAGAGGAAGUGAAUCUCACCGCCACACCAGCGCGCAUUUCUCAAAUCAUGAAAUACGGUUUUCCCGGCCUCGAUCACGUACGUUCCUAUUCCGAUUUCGUGCUGUCCUAUGAUCGACGCAAUCGUGUGCCACAUUGGGUUUUUGAACAUCUGACACCUGCAUCAGUGGCGCGCAACGACGCGGUCGAUCGUUCCAAAUGUGAUUUUCGUGCCGAUGAAAGUAUACAUCCAUUCUUUCGGGCACAUAAUACCGAUUACCGACGUUCAGGCUACGAUCGUGGACACAUGGCAGCGGCGGGCAAUCACCGGCGUCAUCAGAAACAUUGUGAGGAUACGUUUUUUUUGUCGAAUAUGGCGCCGCAAGUUGGACAGGGUUUCAAUCGCGAUUCAUGGAAUCGGCUAGAGAUGUACGUGCGAAAAUUGACACAAACCUAUCCGAAUGUGUAUGUGUGCACGGGACCAUUGUAUUUGCCGCGUAAAGAAGACGAUGGCAAGACCUAUGUGAAAUAUGAGGUAAUCGGCGCUAAUACUGUAGCGGUGCCGACGCAUUUCUAUAAAGUCAUUGUUGGUGAAACGGCCGAUCAACAGCUGGAUAUGGAAGCGUAUGUAAUGCCUAAUCAAGUGAUCAGCGACGACACGCCGCUGCAAGUGUUUCAAGUGCCGCCAGAAACGGUAGAGCGUGCAGCGGGUCUACUCUUCUUUGACCAAGUGAAUCGGAAGCAGCUUAGACGCAUUAACGGCAAAAAAGUCUGAACGUCAGCAGGCCUAACGGGUUUUGUGCAAUUACAGAGUUGUUGUUGUUAAGUUUUAAAAUUGAAGAGAAAAUGUUAACCGUUGUUAGCAUUUUAAGUUUGAAAUGCUCCUUUAUAUAUCAGCGUGGUAGCAAAUGUAGUAAUUAGUAAUACAAUAAAAACAAAAUACUAGCAUAUUUAA